Molecule: messenger RNA, 1628 nt
Organism: Cajanus cajan (pigeon pea)
Lineage: Eukaryota; Viridiplantae; Streptophyta; Magnoliopsida; Fabales; Fabaceae
Product: ATP-citrate synthase alpha chain protein 2
Molecular function (GO): zinc ion binding; nucleic acid binding
Source: RefSeq, a predicted model, not a curated record
ACAAAGAGGCAGCUGUCUGUUCUGCUUCAGGUUCGUUUUUAAGCUUGUUGGAUUUCCCUUUCCUUCAUUCGUGCUUAGGGCUUCAUUCGUCCAGGUACGUUUCACUAAACAAGCGGACCGGAGGGGAGGGAGGGAAGCGGACCGGAGAACUGGUUGCUGGAGACGUUGAGGUAGACGAGGCGGUUACAAGCGGAGAGUGUGUGAGCAAUGUCGUCGAAGUAUUUGUUGGCGGAGAGGUCUAGAUACUGGAGGGAGGAACACUCACCGAAGGAAGAAAUCGCCACGGAGAAGUUGUUGGAGGAGAGGUCCAAGUACUGAAGAGAAGCGGCAGCGGAGAAGUCGCUUUCGCUAGAGAUUUUGUUUCCUUUCAGCACCAGGUGGUUGAGGUCGGGGUUGAGGAGCCACGGGAUGAGUGUCGGCCCUGAAAUCUUGUUGUAGGAGAAAUCCGCCACGCCGAGGUUGAGCUUCCAGCGCGGUGAGUCGAACUCGAGGAGGUUGCUGGAGAAAAAUGACAUGUCGGAGAGGGAACUGGAGAGUGCAUUUUGCGACAGAUCUAUGGCGGACAAUGAGGAGGCGCAGUUGGAAUGGGAGGGAGGGAGGGAAAGCGAACCGGUUAGGUUGGUGGAUUUGAGGGAGAUGAACUGGAGGUGGUCGAGGGUGAGGAGGUAGGUUGUUACGAUGGUGAGGUCGGUGCUGAGUGGGAUGGAGGUGAGGUCUAUGGAAGUGAGGUGGGUCUGGUUGCAGGUGAUUCGGGUGAAGGUACAGGGGUUUUGGUUUGGGAGCCAGUUGGAUAAUUUCUUUAAUCUAAGCUUCCCCUUUAUCACUCUCCAUGCUAUCUCCUUAAAUGAAUAUCAUAUCUCUAGACUCUAACUCAUCAUGUAUAAAUGAAUAAUGUAUCAUAGUAAACAAAAGAAAUUUAAACCAUGCAUGUUAUUAUUAUUUGCAGAUGGGGAAACAUUGAAUUUCCAAUGCCAUUUGGAAGAGUUAUGAGUACCACAGAGUCUUUCAUUCAUGGAUUAGAUGAAAAGACAAGUGCAUCUUUAAAAUUCACGGUGUUAAACCCAAAUGGCCGAAUUUGGACAAUGGUAGCUAGGGGAGGUGCUAGUGUCAUCUAUGCUGAUACGGUAGGAGAUCUUGGUUAUGCUCCUGAGCUUGGAAAUUAUGCAGAGUAUAGUGGUGCACCCAAGGAAGAUGAAGUCUUGCAGCAUGCCAGAGUUGUGAUUGAUUGUGCAACUUUAGACCCUGAUGGCCAAAAGCGAGCCCUUGUGAUAGGGGGACGAAUAGCUAACUUUACCGAUGUUGCUGCUACAUUCAGCGGCAUAAUUCGUGCUCUGAAGGAGAAGAUGCAGAGAAAUGGAUGUGUUGCUGCAGUGCUACUUUUUGAUAAAUUCUAUGAAUGGCCUAUUUAUUGGACGUUGUUGAUGUGUUCGUUGAGAAAAAAUUGAAAUGGAUGCGAUUUUGAGGUUCUGUUUGCCGGGGCUAAGACAUGCAAAUGGAUGCGAGGUUUAGUUGCGUUGAUUGAUGUAAUCUUGGUUUUUUUUAUUAUGAUUGUUAUAUUACAUAUCCUGUAUUUUGCCAACACUUCUAAUUCUAUUGCAAGUGAUUAAUGCAAGAUGAAUUUCAUUUUA